Molecule: messenger RNA, 2103 nt
Organism: Nerophis lumbriciformis (worm pipefish)
Lineage: Eukaryota; Metazoa; Chordata; Actinopteri; Syngnathiformes; Syngnathidae
Source: RefSeq, a predicted model, not a curated record
AUGAAGAUGUUCUCAGUGGCUCACAAGACAGUCUUCGUGGUGGACCAUUGUCCCUACAUGGCUGAGUCCAGUCGUCAGCAGGUGGAAUGUGAUGUGCUGACCAAAAGCCGAGGUCAGGGAGUCAUCCCUUUGGCCCCCGUGUCCAAAUCCUUGUGGACGUGCGCUGUAGAAUGCUCCAUGGAAUACUGCCGCAUCCUCUAUGACAUUUACCCAUUGGAUAAAUUGAUUAAUUACAUUGUGAGUGACUCGGAGUUCCACUUCCUGAAUAGCUGGAAACGUGAUUGCCAGAGCACUCAUGAUCUCAUGUCAGCUCUGGCCACGGUGGGGCCACCCAACCCGCGCGAGGACCCCGAGUGCUGCAGCAUUCUUCAUGGGCUGGUAGCAGCCGUGGAGUCGCUGUGCAAGAUCACCGAGCUCCAGCACGAGAAGCGCAUAGCCCUGAUGGACACGGCUGACCGAGUGGCCAACCGUGGUCGUAUUAUCUGCUUAACAAAUGCUAAAAGUGACACUCACGUGCGCAUGUUGGAGGACUGCAUUCAGGAGACCAUUUUGGAGCAAAACAAGCUGGCAGCAGGAUCAGACAGGCUGAUGGGCAUCCAGCAAUGUGAAUUAGUCCUCAUUCACAUUUACCCUCAGGGCGAUGACACGCUGGUGUCGGACAGGCCCAAGAAAGAAGUGUCGUCUCUGCUGACCAGUGAGGUUCACAGCGUGCGGGCUGGAAGACACUUAGCCACCAAGCUCAACAUUCUGGUGCAACAACACUUCGAUUUGGCCUCGACCACCAUCACUAACAUUCCCAUGAAGGAAGAGCAGCACGCCAACACGUCAGCCAAUUACGACGUGGAACUCCUUCAUCACAAGGACGCCCAUAUUGAAUUUUUUAAAAGCGGAGACUUGCAUAUGGCCGGCACUAGCACGCGGGAAAAUGGACUAAAAGAAACAGUGACGCUCAAGUGGUGCACGCCGAGAACUAUCUCCAUAGAACUGCACUACUGCACAGGAGCUUAUCGCAUCUCCCCCACCGACGUCAACAGUCGUCCUUCAUCGUGUUUGACCAACUUUCUCCUCAAUGGUCGAUCAGUGCUCCUGGAGCAACCGAGGAAGUCCGGGUCGAAGAUCAUCAGCCACAUGCUAAGCAGCCACGGCGGUGAGAUCUUCCUGCAUGUUCUCAACAGCAACCGCUCCACACUUGAGGACCCGCCGUCUAUCAGCGAGGGCUGCGGCGGCCGAGUCACAGAUUACCGCAUCACUGAUUUCGGCGAGUUUAUGAAAGAAAACCGCCUGACUCCUAUUUCUGAGGCCUCCCAUCAUCCAUCCGCCAGACUGCCGGCGGAGCGUGCCAAAGCGCAACUUGAACGUCACACGCGUUACUGGCCCAUGAUCAUUUCCCAGACCACUAUUUUCAACAUGCAGGCAGUUGUUCCUCUGGCUAACCUGAUCGUGAAAGAGGCUCUCACUGAAGAAGACGUUCUCACCUGCCAGAAGACCGUCUACAACCUGGUGGAUAUGGAGCGAAAGAACGACCCGCUUCCUAUCUCCACUGUGGGUUCCAGAGGAAAAGGACCAAAGAGAGACGAACAGUACCGCAUAAUGUGGAACGAGCUGGAGACUUUAGUGAAAACCCACGCCGGGGCCACCGACAGGCACCAGAGGGUUCUCGACUGCAUCAUCGCCUGCCGCAGUAAACCUCCCGAGGAAGAAGAGAGGAAGAAACGAGGCAGGAAGAGGGAGGAUAGGGAAGACCGGGCAGAGAAAAACGGGGGCAAGGAUCUGGAGGAUAAAAGCUGGAAGGACUCAGAAAGGAUAAAAAUCCUGCCUGAUAAAGAGGAUUUGGAGUCUGAAGUCAUCAAAGAUUCGCCAGACUCUCCCGAACCCCUAAACAAGAAACCUCGCCUGAACACUGAUGAAGUGGAGUCACCAGAGGGCGCCAAAGGUCCUGUCUCGCUGCUCUCUCUGUGGACUAAUCGGAUCACCGCCAAGUCCAGAAAGCGUCGGGAGUUCAUAGGGAGAGCGCGUUCGGUCAACAGCAAGUUUGAGCUGUACCAGCAUCUCAAAGAUGAAAACGGGAUGGACAUUCAUGAAAACGGCAAGGCCUCCAGAUGA